AGUCUGUAAUUUCAAGUACAAGAAGUGUUUAAGCGAAAUUGAACAUAAAUACGAUCCUUUAACGAAAGAGAGAUCAAUGGCAUCUUCACUAAAGAAAUCAUUUAAGGUUAGUGCAGAAGCGCAUAACUUGCUGACAACACAGCUUGGCUUUAAAGUCCAAGUUAAUACUAGACAGGAUGGAAAAAGAGCAAUUACUGAACUUAGUACAUUAGCACAAAACGAAGAAAUUGAAGAGUACAAGUAUCAAAAUUCAUUAAAUACUCAUGAUUCAGCUUUUCCAAAAAACAAAGGACUCGAAUCUGAUUAUGAACCACAUAAGAGGCAGUACACCGAACCAAUUGCAGAUGCUGGAAACAAUCCGUUUUUUGAAUCAGAGAAUAAUUUGGACAAAGAAGAGAAUUCUUCUCUAGUUCAACAACUACAAACUAAAGAUGAAUCACAACGGGAUAAUAAUGAUGUAUCAUAUGAUAAAGAAUCCCCAAAUUUGUAUGAUGUAGAUUUCUAUUCUACUUCAGAUGAUGAAUUACCUGAGGAAGUGAAGCAUUUGGACGUGAAUGAUGCAUUAAUUCAGGAUAUCUUUCUUGAAGUUCUACAUCAAUUCCAAUCCAAUGAUCUUGAAUCAGGAAAAACAAUAAUAAGUUCAAAUUUUUUAAAUGGAAUAAUUGAUAUAACUGAUUCUAGAGUGAAGGAAAGUAUACGAUCAAAGUUGAAUGAAGAACAGCAAACAUGA
Molecule: messenger RNA, 730 nt
Organism: Funneliformis caledonium
Lineage: Eukaryota; Fungi; Glomeromycota; Glomeromycetes; Glomerales; Glomeraceae
Source: the annotation of a GenBank genome assembly